Thamnophis elegans (Western terrestrial garter snake) is the source of this 2577-nucleotide messenger RNA. RefSeq names its product vomeronasal type-2 receptor 26-like. Gene Ontology annotation, cellular component: membrane. The transcript has 6 exons. Gene Ontology annotation, molecular function: G protein-coupled receptor activity. The record is from RefSeq and is a predicted model, not a curated record. Bases 1 to 2577 code for a protein of 858 amino acids. Gene Ontology annotation, biological process: G protein-coupled receptor signaling pathway. NCBI's taxonomy places the organism in Eukaryota, Metazoa, Chordata, Lepidosauria, Squamata, Natricidae.
AUGCCACACGGAGCUCCCACAGUGAAAUGCAAUGUCCAGUAUCCAGAACACCCAGUUCACAAAUAUCAUCAGGUUGGGGACCUCAUCAUUGGCUGCAUAUCCUCUCAUGGAGUUUUCAUCUCUAUUGCCAAAGAUUUCACAAUAAAACCUCCACCCACAAUGUCUGAAGAGUUCCUAAUGCUUCCAAAGCAUUAUCAACAUAUCCUGGCUUUGUCCUUUGCCAUAAAGAAGAUUAAUGACAAUCCUCAAAUACUUCCCAAUAUCACUUUAGGAUUCCAAAUUUUUGACAAUUACUACAGUGGAAAAUGGACCUAUCAUUCCACUAUGUCCCUUUUGUAUACAUUGGAGAAUUUCUUUCCAAACUAUAGUUGCAAUAUGAAAAAGAAGCUGAUCGCAGUGAUUGGUGGAUUGGAUUCCCUUACUUCUCUUGCUAUGAAGAUUCUCCUGGAGAUCUACAAGAUUCCCCAGCUCACCUACAGUCUCACUUCAGUGAUGAAGGAUCAAUCCUCUGGUCUCCCCUUCUAUCAGAUGGUUCCUAAGGAAGACCUUCAGUAUAAGGGGAUUCUGGCUCUACUUUUGCAUUUCAGAUGGAUAUGGAUUGGAGUGGUAGUUAUGGAUAAUGAGAACGGAGAAAGAUUUGUGCAAACUGUAUUUCCCAUGUUUUCUCAGAAGGGUGUCUGUCUUGCUUUCAUACAAAAAAUCCCUGUUGUAACAUUUAUUAGUGAUUUGUUUGAGAUUCUGCAUAAAGGGAAGAAUAUUUAUGAUGCUUUGAUCAAUAAAAAGGUUACAGUGAUACUAGCCUAUGGUGAAUCUCAUUCCUUGGGAUUGUUUAGAUUUAUAUCUUAUCUAUCAGAUGAAGAUGUAGACAGUAAACCUAGGAAACCCCUAGGAAAAGUAUGGAUUACUACAGCCCAAAUGGAGAUUGCUUCCUUUGGAUUUCAAAGGUAUUGGAAUUUAGAAAUUUUCCAUGGAGCUUUGGGCUUUGCAUUUCAUUCCAAUGAUGUGUCUGGAUUUCAACAGUUUAUUGAGAAUCGAAAUCCUUCCACCACAAAAGAAGAUGGUUUUCUCAAAGGAUUUUGGGAGCAGGUCUUUAACUGUAAAUUUUUAAGUACAUCUAUCCAUCAAGAAGAGGUGAACAUUUGCACUGGCCAGGAGAAACUGGAGAGAAUCCCUGCACUCUUUUUUGAAAUGUCCAUGUCUGGCUAUAGCUAUAGUGUCUACAAUGCUGUCUAUGCUAUAGCCUAUGCUUUACAUGCCAUGUUUGCAUCUGGACUCAGACACAAAACAGUAAUGGACCGUGGACUACAGAUUCAUUCAUUCUGGCAGCUUCCUAAUUUCUUGAGAUAUAUCACAUUUAAUAACAGUAUUGGGGAAAAGAUGGCAUUUGAUCAAGAUGGAAAUUUGGUAGCUGGAUUUGAUGUCAUCAAUUUUAUUUUCUUGGAAAAUCAGACAGUAGUGAAAAUAGGAAGAAUAGAUCCACACUCUCCUCCAAACAAAGUAUUAAUUAUCAAAGAAGAUGCCAUAACAUGGAGCAAUUGGUUUAACCAGUCACAGCCUGUUUCUCUCUGUACCCCAAGCUGUUAUCCAGGAUCUAGUAAACAAGUCAUAGAGGGUAAGCCAUUCUGCUGCUACUCUUGUAACCCAUGUCCAGAAGGAAAAAUUGCAGAAAUUGAGGAUCUGAAUGACUGUUAUGAUUGCACAGAUGAAAAUUAUCCCAACAAAAAGCGAGAUUCAUGCAUUCCUAAAGACAUAAGCUUCUUGUCAUAUAAGGAACCUUUGGGUAUCACUUUAGUCUCUUUUUCUCUUUUCUGUUCCACAAUCACAAUUCUGGUACUAAGAUCAUUUUUGAUACACCACAACACUCCCAUUGUAAAAGCCAGCAACCGGGAUAUCACCUAUAUUCUCCUCAUCACCCUCCUGCUCUGCUUCCUUUGUACAUUGCUAUUCAUUGGUCAGCCCAAUAAGGUGGCAUGUAUUAUCCGACAAACUGGUUUCAGCAUCAUCUUCUCUGUGGCUAUUUCCUGUGUGCUGGCCAAGACUGUGACUGUGGUCCUGGCUUUCAUGGCAACCAAGCCAGGAAGCAGGAUAAGCCAGUGGGUGGGGAAAAGAUUGGGCUAUGCUUUUGUUUUAUUAAGCUUCUUAAUCCAGGUAGGGAUUUGCACUAUAUGGUUGUCCAUCUCUCCUCCUGUUCCAGAUGUUGACCUGCGCUCAGAGCCUGGAAAAAUUGUCCUACAAUGUAAGGAAGGGUCCAUGAUUAUGUUUUACUUUGCAAGGUGUUAUAUGGGCUUUUUGGCUAUGACCAGUUUUAUAGUUGCUUUCUUUGCAAGGAAAUUACCGGAUACUUUUAAUGAAGCCAAGUUCAUCACUUUCAGCAUGUUGAUUUUCUGCAGUGUUUGGCUCUCCUUUGUUCCAACCUACCUGAGCACCAGGGGAAAAUACAUAGUGGCUGUGGAGAUCUUUUCAAUGUUAGCCUCGAGCGCUGGGCUGCUGAUCUGUAUCUUUCUCCCCAAAUGCUACAUUAUUUUUUUGAGACCAGACCUUAAUAAAAUGGAACUAAGAAUAAAGAGAAAUUUCUGA